AGCCGGCACCGGGAGCGCUGCAGGGAUGAGCAGGGAUUCGGGGAUGAGCAGGGAUUCGGGGAUGCUGAGCCGAGCAGGGGCAGCGAUGCCCCUGGAGCCCCUGGUCUGUGCCGACACCGCCACGCGGGUGAGCUCCGUGCUGAACCGGGACGUGAAGCACUUUGGCAAGCAGCACCUGUUCGAUGGCAGCGAGGAGACCUGCUGGAACUCGGACCAGGGCGCGUCCCAGUGGGUCACCCUGUGCUUCCCCCGGCCCGUCAGGGUCUCGCAGCUCCACGUCCAGUUCCAGGGGGGAUUUUCCAGCCGGCUGUGCACGCUGGAAGGCUGCAGAACGGGUGAGGAACUGGUGAAGAUAUCGGAGCUGUACCCCCAGGACAGCCACGCCAUGCAAAGAUUCCAGGUGGAGGAGACGGUGCUGGAUAAGCUGAAGAUCACCUUUGGGAGCAGCACGGAUUUCUUCGGGAGGAUCGUGGUUUAUCACCUGGGGGUGCUGGGGGAGAGGCUCUAGGGGGGACCCCGGGCUGUCCCCACCCCUGGGGGCUCCGAGGACCCCGUGAGGGGCGUCCCUGUCCCCGGAGGUGACACCUGGACACCUGUGACGGGAUCAAUAAAUGACAUUCCUGCUC
This is a messenger RNA of Hirundo rustica (Barn swallow), 626 nucleotides long. It is a transcript of the gene NR2C2AP, whose product is annotated as nuclear receptor 2C2 associated protein. The record is from RefSeq and is a predicted model, not a curated record. Bases 26 to 508 code for a protein of 160 amino acids. Lineage: Eukaryota; Metazoa; Chordata; Aves; Passeriformes; Hirundinidae. The transcript is spliced from 6 exons.